Solanum pennellii is the source of this 1942-nucleotide messenger RNA. RefSeq names its product pre-rRNA-processing protein ESF2-like. Gene Ontology annotation, biological process: endonucleolytic cleavage in ITS1 to separate SSU-rRNA from 5.8S rRNA and LSU-rRNA from tricistronic rRNA transcript (SSU-rRNA, 5.8S rRNA, LSU-rRNA); endonucleolytic cleavage to generate mature 5'-end of SSU-rRNA from (SSU-rRNA, 5.8S rRNA, LSU-rRNA); small-subunit processome assembly. Gene Ontology annotation, cellular component: nucleolus. Lineage: Eukaryota; Viridiplantae; Streptophyta; Magnoliopsida; Solanales; Solanaceae. Gene Ontology annotation, molecular function: RNA binding. The coding region runs from base 245 to 988 and encodes 247 amino acids. The record is from RefSeq and is a predicted model, not a curated record. The transcript has 10 exons.
AAAUUAAAAAAAAUAUCGAAAAACCCUUAAACCCUCGAAGUUUCCCGAAAAAAAUCCCCUCUUUAGUUUCUUCUCUCUUCAUCUUCUACCAAAAACCCUAAACUUCUCUGCUUCGUUUUGAUCAGUUGAUUGAUUGAUUUUGCUCUCGCCUUCAGCAGAGCUGGUCGUCUCAUUUGCUUUGACGGACAAAUUCCACUAUAGCACAAGUUUUAUCUGGUACAACUGGUUUUCUCCUUUCCGUUAGAUGGGUGAGAAAGAUUUGGAAAUUGAGGAAACAAGUCCACCACGUAGAGAAGAUGAAACUAAAACACAAGUUGGAAAAGUAAAAAAGAAGAAGAAGGUGAAGGCUGAAAAGCGUGGAGUUUGUCACGUAAGUAGAGUACCGCCUCGUAUGGACCAUGUGAAACUUCGCCAGGUUCUUUCUCAGUUUGGAGAAAUUCAGAGAAUAUAUCUUGUACCUGAAGCUGCUGCUGCUCAAAUGAAUCGGAAACGGGCAGGUGGAUUCCGAGGACAAGCAUUUUCAGAAGGGUGGGUUGAGUUUACAAAAAAGAGUGUUGCCAAAAGAGUCGCAAAUAUGUUGAAUGGUCAACAGAUGGGUGGAAGAAAAAGGUCAUCAUUCUAUUAUGACAUUUGGAAUGUCAAGUACUUGUCUAAAAUUAAAUGGGAUGAUGUUACUGAUGAAAUUGCACAAAGGCAUGCAGUUCGUGAGCAGAAACUAGCUUUGGAGCUUUCUGCUGCUAAGAGGGAGCGUGAUUUCUAUCUUACACAAGUUGAUAAAUCUCGUGCUUUAAGUUCUAUUGAAGAACGAAUGAAGAAGAAGCAAAAGGUGCAACAGGAAUCUGGGGUAAUUUCUGAUUUCCCAAGUGAUCAGUUUGCACCAAAGGUGAUACGACAAUUUCCCCAGAAAAAACCUGUGGCAGAUCAAGCUGGGAAACUCAAGCCUAGUCUGUCUAAGGACGUUUUGGCCGGAGUAUUUGGUGGUCAAUGACAAGGGCGUACCAGUGCAAACAUUUCAGAAAUUGUGCUUGCCAAUUUUUUCAACCACAUUUGAUUUUGUUGCCUUCAAAAACUUCAUCUCUGACUGUUAUUAGAUGUUAAAGUUAAACCUCAAUCAAAAUUUUUAUCUUUAUUUGCAGUUGAUUGUAGAUGUCAUAUCAAAUGUUUGUGUAGCCUUGUUUAACUUGUCUAAUUUCAAAUGGACUAAUGUAUCUCUCAUGGAUCAGUAGAUGAACCAUUAGGACUGUACGAUUGUGCAGUCUGUGAGACGUAUUGAGCUUAUCUGUCCUUACCUUGAACCGAUCUUUGAUUAAAUGGUAUAGCUGGUUAAUAAUCCUCUCAAGACUACUUAUCUAUAAUCUUUAAUGUGUGUGCGUGAUUCUGGUGCAGCCAUGAAGCUCCUCAGAAACCCUCUCUGGACCCAAAUUCUACUCGUUCAAAGUAUAGGGCACCGAUACUUUGCGGCCACACCGGAAGAGUACGCCAACAGAAACUAUGCCAACAAUGAGUCUGAAUACAUGAUUAUGGUUCCAAUUAUUAUAUGAAUGAAUUAGGAAUUUAUUGUUGAGCAAUCUGUUUAACCCUAUUGAAAGAGGUGGCAAAGUUUUUGUUUCACCUGAUUACAAUCAAUCUAAAGAACAACAAAGGGAAAUCACCAUGAAGAGAAUUGGGUACCUUCUUAAACAUGGGCUUUUUAAGAAAUGGCUUACUGGUGAAGGGCCUGAAGAUGAGUUGAGGAAAUUAGUUCUCUUGGAUUGUCUUGGCAUCUAUGAUCUGCAAUUCUAACUGAUAUAUUUGCAAGUACCGUUCAGGUUCGAGCUGUUGAAACAGUCGCAACGUAUGAUUUAAGCACAGGAGAUGAGGGGUUAUGUAUUGAUUGAUGUACUUUUUUAUCUUCUUUUAAUGGAAAUUAAACAACUUCUUUUGAUAGAUGAAUCUUGAUUUC